CUAUUUUAAUUUGACCUGAAAACCUCACAGUGAGCGUCCAGCUUCUAGCCAAUCACGGAGUUGGCGCUCGCACAGUGAAAUUUGCAUGACAUUGUCCAUAAGACUACUGGCUCCUCCGUUUCGUCCUCAUUCGACCCCAACAUGCCCGAGCCAGCCAAGUCCGCCCCUAAGAAGGGCUCAAAGAAAGCCGUCACCAAAUCCACUGGAAAGCCCAACAAGAGGAGAAAGAAGGGAAGGAAAGAGAGCUACGCUAUCUACGUGUACAAGGUGCUGAAGCAGGUGCACCCCGACACCGGAAUCUCAUCCAAGGCCAUGAGCAUCAUGAACUCGUUCGUCAACGACGUCUUCGAGCGAAUCGCCUCCGAGGCUUCCCGCCUCGCUCACUACAACAAACGUUCGACCAUCUCAUCUCGGGAGAUACAGACCGCCGUGCGGCUCCUUCUACCGGGUGAACUGGCCAAACACGCCGUGUCUGAAGGCACAAAGGCGGUUACCAAGUACACCAGCUCCAAGUAGCUUAUCCCGGUAUCAACGUAUCCCAAAGGCUCUUUUAAGAGCCAGCCAAACCCUCAAGAGUCAGUCUUCCUAGCCACUAUUGAUGAAAGCUGUACGUUACAAUUAUACAAGCGA
Messenger RNA from Hippocampus comes (tiger tail seahorse), 630 nucleotides. Its product is annotated as histone H2B-like. The record is from RefSeq and is a predicted model, not a curated record. The coding region runs from base 142 to 516 and encodes 124 amino acids. The transcript has a single exon. Gene Ontology annotation, molecular function: structural constituent of chromatin; DNA binding; protein heterodimerization activity. Gene Ontology annotation, cellular component: nucleosome. NCBI's taxonomy places the organism in Eukaryota, Metazoa, Chordata, Actinopteri, Syngnathiformes, Syngnathidae.